Messenger RNA from Boeremia exigua, 1470 nucleotides. RefSeq lists its product as uncharacterized. Lineage: Eukaryota; Fungi; Ascomycota; Dothideomycetes; Pleosporales; Didymellaceae. The transcript is spliced from 5 exons. The coding region runs from base 6 to 1241 and encodes 411 amino acids. The record is from RefSeq and is a predicted model, not a curated record.
GCAGCAUGUCUGCACAGCAAGAAGAUGCAGCCACUCUCACGGCAAACGCAGCGUUUGCAAAAUUUGAGCAGGCAAGAAAGACGAACGGGAAAUUCGUUGCGAAAGAACUUGCAAUUCGCGAUGAAUUUCGGCGUAUGAAGCGACGCAAAGUAGAGCUCAAGACCAUGCGCAAGAUGAAUGGCGGCCAGCGAGCUGUCUGGGUGCAUGAAUUGAUCGAGACGACGUUCAUCCCAUACAGCAAAGCCUGGAACCGUAAGUUCGCCGAGCAGAUCCAGAGCAUCCUUCCUCCGGAGAUACGCAGCAUGGUGUACAGCUACCUCUUGGACGAUGAUACUUGGGAGGAAUAUGAGAAUGACUUCAUGGCCGUGAGCUCAGUAUUGCCUCCUAGUAUCGGACACUGCAGCUGCCUAAGAGUGUUUCAUGGCCUACCUCGAGUGCCUCACUUCCUACUCCCGGAGUACGUCGGAGUCGCAGCCUCAGAGAUCGUUGAAAAGGUGUACAGUGAUGAUUGGUUCAAAGAGCAGAUCUUGUACGGUCCAACGACCAAACUUGAGUCUCUUGUCCACAAAGACGCUUUUGGAGCCGGCUUCGACCCUGCUCCUCACAUCCGCAACCUAGACCUUGAUUGCGCGGUUGAUGAAUAUCGACGACCUCGUACGAUUCAUUCUGGUGAUACUUGUCAGCAUACACCGUACGAGAGGAAGUACAUCGAACAGGACCGACUCAAGUCACAUUUCGAUCAGCUACUGGGGGUAGUACACAAUCCACACUUCGAGGAACUCGUCAUUACCUUCACUCAGCGCAAUGUCCGCAUUGACGUCCUCGAAGAAGCUCUUGAGGCUUUUGUUGACGUACACAAGGCGUUCAAAUCGGCGGGGAAGACCAUGCAUCUAUCUUGGACAUAUACCUCAGCCACCUGUGCUAAAGACGGCGUACAUAACCACCACAGGCACCUCGACAAGUUCUUCACUGAGCCGCGCUACACAUGGAAGCAUCAGAUGCUGCAGUUCCUGAAGAAGCUGAUACCCUGCAUGUUGGACAGUCACAUCCACUUCCUCGACGAACCAAGCCUUGGACUUUCUGAUGCGGACUUCGUCCACCGUAUGUGGGCGCCUGACGAGAUAUUUGAUGUGGAUGAAGACUUUCAUGAAGUUUCCGAUGAAGACUCCGAUGAUGAGUUUACAGAUGGAAGUAUGGUUGGUGAUUCUCAGUAUGGAAUCAGACGUUAUCUACUGGACUGACGGCAGUCUUGAGCUGAAUGGAGGGCGCAUUCGAUGACAUGCACUCUAUAACACAGCAUUCGAGUAUACAAAGCUUUCUUCAAGAGAAACGACCCUUUCUCUGUCAGACAAGGAAUUAUUCAAGGCAGUGUUGUAGUCUAGCAUUCUCACAUAAGAAAGUAAAGUUCACCUGAGGACCAUCAGUUCGUCUCCCGGACACGUAAAUAAUCCUGAAUGCCAAGGCACGUAU